Amaranthus tricolor (Joseph's coat) is the source of this 2771-nucleotide messenger RNA. RefSeq lists its product as uncharacterized. Lineage: Eukaryota; Viridiplantae; Streptophyta; Magnoliopsida; Caryophyllales; Amaranthaceae. Gene Ontology annotation, cellular component: mRNA cleavage and polyadenylation specificity factor complex. The record is from RefSeq and is a predicted model, not a curated record. Gene Ontology annotation, biological process: mRNA alternative polyadenylation. Bases 175 to 2298 code for a protein of 707 amino acids. The transcript has 3 exons. Gene Ontology annotation, molecular function: mRNA binding.
AAAUUUCACCCAUUUCUAUUCCUUUCUCGAAAAUCCCUUUUAUUUCGAAUUUCUCUCUUUUCUCAAUAUUAGGGUUUCCGACGUUUUUCUCUCCGUUUUCCCCUUUCCUUCUUUUAAUUUCUCCUUAAUCAGCAACAGCACUCAUUCUCUGCAAUUUCUCCUUUUUCGAUAGAAAUGGAUGAUGGUGAAGCUGUAGGAGGUGGUGGUGGAGGAGAUUUCCAUCGUAAUGAAGCGAUCUCAGCUGUUGCUGAUGAAGGAUUUGGUGAAGAAGAUGAAGAUUACGAGGAUCUUUAUAAUGAUGUUAAUGUAGGAGAAGGGAUUUUCCAAUCUUUGAGGAAGAAUAAUGAGGAUUUAGGGUUUAGGAACGAGGAAGGAGGUACUAGGGAGGUUGAAGCUCAGAUUCAGGCUCAGGCUCAGGCUCAGGCUCAACCACAGCAUGAUGUAUUGGCCCCAAAUUUGUCGGAGAAAAAUUUAAGUGUUGGUCGAGGUGAGGAUGAUGUGGGUAGAGUAGAUGGGUUUCAGAGUCAGGGUUUUAGAGGGGAUGAUAAAGGUUCUGUUCAGCCUAAUGGAGGGAUAGGUUCUGGGGUGCCCGGUACGGUACGUGGGUAUGGAGGUGGAUUACGGGUUGAGCUAGGACCACAUUCGAGUAAAGUAGUGGAUGUGGAGGAACAAGCGGGGGAUAGUAUGCCGAUGAGUCAACCUCCACCACAACCUCAUGGAAUGAAUGUUGGGGAUGAGGGAAUGAUUAGACAAGGUGGUGGAGGUGGGGUUGUAAAUGGAGCUUCUGGGAAUAUUGGUGGGAUGGGGGGUUCAGCUAUGCAAGUCACGCCGAUGGCGGGUGGCAUGGUUGGUUCUGGCUCAGGUGGAGGUGGAGGUGGAGGUGGAGGUGGGACUAUUCUUUUUGUUGGGGAUUUGCAUUGGUGGACCACUGAUGCGGAGCUUGAAGCUGAGCUUGUGAAGUAUGGACCAGUAAGAGAAGUUAAAUUUUUUGAUGAAAAAGCUAGUGGGAAGUCGAAAGGAUAUUGUCAGGUCGAGUUUUGUGAUCCUGCCGCUGCUCAAGCUUGUAAGGAAGGUAUGAAUGGACAUGUUUUCAAUGGUCGGCCUUGUGUUGUUGCAUUUGCUUCUCCAUAUUCUAUUAAGAGAAUGGGUGAAGCACAGCUGAAUAAAAAUCAACAGGGUUCCCAACAACCACUUCCACAAACUAGGAGAGGUCCAAGUGAUAUUAACAACAAACCAACUGGGAACAACAUCACUACUGGUGGAAAUUACCAGGGUGGUGAUCAGAACAGGAAUUUUGGAAGAGGUGGUUGGGGGAGAGGCAAUCCUCAAGGUAUGGGUGGUAGGGGUCCUGGAGGACCAAUACGGAAUAGGCCUAAUGGAAUGCCGGGAAGGGGUAUGAUGGGGAAUGGUGGCGGUGGCUUUGGUCAAGGUAUGGGGCCAACUCCUCCGCUAAUGCAUCCUCAAGCAAUGAUGGGUCAGGGUUUUGAUCCCGCUUUUGGAGGGUCUAUGGGAAGAAUGGGCGGCUAUGGGGGCUUCCCCGGUGUACCUCAACCACCAUUUCAAGGAAUGUUAUCUUCUUUUCCUCCUGUGGGCAAUGUUGGUUUGCCUGGAGUAGCUCCUCAUGUGAAUCCUGCAUUCUUUGGGAGAGGUAUGCCCAUGAAUGGGAUGGGAAUGAUGCCUAAUGCUGGUGUUGAUGGUCCUAAUAUGGGCAUGUGGUCGGAUCCUAAUAUGGGUGGUUGGGCUGGUGAUGAGCAUGGUGGGCGAGCCGGGGAUUCAAACUAUGGGGAGGACGCUGUGUCUGAUCAUCUAUAUGGAGAGGCAAGUCAUGACCGUAGUGGUUGGCAGAACCCUGCUAAUAAAGACAAAGACAGAGUUUCUGACAAAGAUUUUUCAGGGUCUUCGGAUAAGAGGUAUCGGGACGACAGGGAUCCUGGGUAUGACAAGGAAAUGCCUAGGGAUAAAGAAGUAAGUCGUGAUCAUGAUUGGCCAGAAAGAAAACACCGUGAUGACAGAGAUACUCGUGAUCGUGACCGUGGUCGCUCCCGUGAUCGUGAGCGGUCACGAGACCGAGAUCGUGAGCGAGAUAGAGACAGGGAGAGGGAAAGGGAACGUUACAGAGACGACAGAGAUAGAUAUGCUGAUCACCAUAGGUACAGGGAACGUGAUGCAGAUUAUGAUGACGAAUGGGAGAGGCGAUCGUCAAGGACUCAUAGUAAAUCCCGUGUGUCCCAAGAAGAGGAGCGUCCAAGAUCUAGGGAUUCUGACUAUACUAAGAGGCGGAGGAUUACUUCCGAAUAGUUGAGAAGGGCACUUCACUUACAUGAGGUCCAAAUACUUGAGGUGGUUCACCUUGUUGAUUAGCUUCUUCAUGGCUACUUUUAUUGGUCACAUGGUUCAUUCCUAAGUCACUUCUGUACCUUUUGUUUCUGGGCUGGGCAUAUUUGCUUCUCAUAGGAGGUUAAGAAGACAACCUAAACUCAGAGGCUCAAGCUGAAGUGGACGGCUUCCUGGGAUGAACACGACCUAAGGUUCUAAGUUGAAGUUGUUCAUGUGGUGUUUGUUAUCCUCAAAUUUCCUUGCAUCCUUUUGCCGUUUAGAUGUUAGCUAUCUUUUCAUUUUAACGUUAUAUUAAAAAGAAAACUUUCGAUGAAACCAACUGUUGUCGAUUAUGAUGAUGCAUAUGGCUUGAGAACCGGUUUAUUUUUAUGCCGAAGUUAUGUAAUAGGAUAUAGUUUGCCAGAGGCUGUUAAUGUGUCUUGUUUGCUGUUGGA